AUGUUCGAUUUGGCCCAAUAUACCAACGUCCUGCACUUCUUCCAGACCAAUAUCGACGCCAAGGCCUGGCAGGCCGUCCUGCAGGAAUACUGCUUCAGCCGCACGUCCCUCGCCGAAGCCAUGUUCUCCCAGCUGUACGAGGGCCUCCUGCACCCGAUCAUCCACCUCGGCUUCGGCAUCGAGUUCAAGCAGCCCAGCAUCAUCGCCGAGGACCUCGCUCACGCAGCCUCCCACGACCCCGGCGACAUCGACACCUUCUUCCACCACGCCGAGCAGCUCGCGCAGUCCGGCUCUGUGCCUGCAAAACCGCUCGUCGAGCUCUACGAGCAGGUCCGGGCCAACGACAAGACCCGCACCGCGGGCCGCAUGCAGGACGGGCCGUUCCGACUGCGCGACGGCCCGCUGGCCCGCGCCAAGGACAAGAUCAUGGCCAUUGCCGCACAAUUCCAGAUCGUGCCGAGGGAACAGGCAGAACUCGAGCGCCGCACGGCGGAGAUGAUCAACUGCGCUGCGUACAGCGCGGGCGCGGCGCAAAAACCCGGCAAGGUGCGCAAGGUGAACUUCUUCAUCAUGCACGACGUGACAUGUUCAAUUUUCCUCAGCGUGUUGAUCCGCCAGGCGUGGAUUUCCCUUGAGGACCGGGCCCGACUGGUGGAGUGGAAGGCGUGGCUGGACCUUGCCUGGUACGCGGCGAAUGGGGCGGCGGAGCUGCGUCUGGAGGAUAUCGCGGGGUACGAGCCGACGGCGAGUAAGGCGAUGGACUGGCGGGAGCUGUACGGGGCCGUUAACGAGGUGCAUGACGAUGGACACAUUGCCAAGUUUGUGCGGGCGUUGAAAAAUGGGGAGGAGGCGUCGAGGCCGUUUGAGGGCGAAGGGGGGGGGAUUUGUUUCCGGUCAAGGGUGAGCUGUGGUUGA
This is a messenger RNA of Penicillium egyptiacum, 915 nucleotides long. The record is from the annotation of a GenBank genome assembly. Lineage: Eukaryota; Fungi; Ascomycota; Eurotiomycetes; Eurotiales; Aspergillaceae.